AGCCGUCUAGCCACGGCUAGUCCCUAGUCACCCAGCCAUCCGUGCACUCAGCUAACCCAGACCUGGGAAGAGGUGGUAUGACGUGUUCGGCCUUGUGGCGUGCCUUGAAAUUUGAUCAUUUAUCUGCAAGUGGUGGUUUUUAUGCUUACUUCGGAUGUUACCGUGAUUGCGGCACAGUGCGGCGGAAUAAAGGCAUGCAGUUGGGAUGAUGCGCAACUGUCCUAAUUUUUACUGCGGACAGUGGGACUAAAUCUUCCUUGUGAAGUAACCUCAUCGAACUGCGUCAUCCAACGGCGCUUGAUACGACUUGGUGCGGUGGACUGGAGCGUGCAAGAUGGGCGACUAGCAUGCUUUUACAGGUGCGUGGAUGAAGUUAUCGGAAUCUGCCACUCAUUUGUGUCCAGUGCCAGCAUUGACUUCCAUUGCACCAUUGUACAGCACAUUUCUGCAUUGUGAAGCUUGUGAGUUGUGAUCAAAUACUGCCGAGGCACUUGCAUUGUUCAUAAGACAGCCCAGACGCAAGACGACCAAAGCAACCUAUGUUUUCUUCUAUGCUAGAUGUUUAGUGUGCUUCUUUAUUCUUUUUUUUUCUUUCCUGUUAUGUAGUCAUCCACCACUGCAUUAGCGAAUCCUAGUAUGUUUCAAAUGAGUGGUGCCGUUGCUUCAAAUAAUCCCAGCUUUUCCCUUACUGCUGCGGGAACUCUGAACAGUGAAGGACUUGUGAGGCAGUAUAGUAGUUUCAGUUCUACUUACCUUGUUGUGGUAAACGCAAUAAGCCCAUCACUCGUGUCAUAUCAAGAAAAUUGUGAUGAUACAGUAUCUUUUGAGGUGAUUCCCACACUUUUGCCAUCACCAUUAUCACCAGUUACACCCCUGCACUUGGUUACCAGCACCGCUUGCCCGGUGGCAAACCUUGUAAGACCACCGUUUUUGCAAACAGCUCUACCACAACUUGCAGCUGCAAAUGUAGAAUCGCAUCCAUCCCUAAGCCCAAUUUCAGAGAUGCUGCCAUCAUUUCCAUCAUCCCAACCUUCGUCAUGUACUAACUUUGUUCCAGAUACCCCAUUGCUUAAUCAGAUAUCAAAGGUAGGCCGACGCACUUCUCGUUCCCGGCCAAGAGCCUUCCGUCGCUUGUUGCCAAAGGUAACCAAAGAGUCAGUCAAACCAUCUGUUUCUACUGAAAAUGCAUACAGCUACAAGGGUCUCAAAGCCAGUGGAAUGAAUUCCAACAGCAACUCUUCAACAAUGUGCGAAGCAUCAUCUUUCAGUCAUCUUGGAGGGCCUGCAACAUACUGCCAGACUUCUAGCUCAACAUGCAUUGCUGCAAGUGCUUCAGUAAAGGUGCCUGCAAGUGUGACUGUAGCAUCAGAGGCUAACAUAAAAGUGACAAGCAAUAUGAUGCUGCCAACAAAAGCUACAGAAACAUCACCAUCAUUGGUGGAAAAAGAGAAUGAAGUUGUAGUGUGCAAUGUGGAAAAGCAUGCAAUGCAUAUGCAGCCCAGUACAGUGCAAACAAAGGCUUCUAAGCAGAACACAAACUCCCCAUGUUCUGACAGUUACAGUGUACCAAAACCUAAUGGGUCACCUGUUCACUGCACUAUCAAUAACUCGAGGGACGAAUUUCAUGUAAUAGAACCUUGCACUUCUACUGGCACCCAGAACUCUACAGGUGUUUUCGUGGAUGGAGAGAAUGAAUCUCUUAGCAAUUACCGUCUGUCAGGAAAAGAAGGAAGGUCACUGUGUAUUGAUGACUCUGUCAACUUGGAGCAAGACUUUCUUAAAGAAGAAGCUUGCUUUUCAACUGCCUCACAUAAUCCUACACGAGUUGCCAUGGAACAGAACUUGCUUGAUCUUGACCGUUACUGCAUAUCCAAGAAAAGUGACGGGUCCCUUCAUGUUGACAGUGCCACCGACCACUCAGGGCACCAGUCUGUUGAAACAGUUUUAGAUGUUUGUGAGGGAUGUACCACCCUUAAUUCAGGUGAACCAAUCAAGAACUUCCAUGCUUUUGGCACUUACUGCGCAUCAGAAAAAAAUGAGACACAUCAUUUUGAUGGUGCUGUCAAUGACUCAAAGUGCCAUUUAGAUGAAACAGUGCUGGAUGCUUGUAUUACGAUGCAUGUUUCUGCAGGGAUGACUGUAGGUAAUGAAAACUCUCAAGAUCAUCGCAGCUGCUCUCCCUUAGAAAAAAAUUGCUUGUCACAAGUUAUAGACCGCACUGUCACCAGCUCAAGUAGUCAAUCCCAUGGACAAAGACCUGACAUUCAUAUUAAUUCUCAUAAUGCUGAAAGCAUUUCUGUGGACAGAAAUGUCUCGGUACAGGAAAAAGAAGUUUGUCAUCUUGUUUGGCAAGAGACUGACAUUGAUUCUGAGGAGGUUUUCUCCUUCAGUGAUAUUGGUUGUGAGCGAGAGAAGGCUGAAGUGCAGGGUGAAGCGAACAGUUGCAGUGAUAGUUUAAAGCUUGUUGACAGCAACAGGCAACCUGAAAGUAAAGGAGCAAAAUCGUCCUUUGUUCGGAGAAAGCAACCAGUACGGGCUUGCAAAUGCCUACAUCUAUCUGCUGGCAAUAAAACUGCUGUAUUGGAGCAAGAACCUCAAAAGGCAAAGAAACUAGAGAAAAUGCACCUGAUCAUCUCGGUGCCAAACUGCAUUGGCCGUGCAUGUGUUGUUGUCAUGGGUAGACUAAAUGAAAAGAUGAUAAAAUCUGGUCAUGUUAAUUUGACUACUGUGAAGGAUGAAAAUCUUUUCGUGAAAAGUAGAUCACUUGAAGUAAAAUUGUUCCCAGGAAAAAUUAUUUCAGUUGCCAGAUAUGCAACUUUACAAGACGUCUGUGAUCAACCAUCAAAAGAGGAGUCUGCUGAACAAACACAGGGUGAUAAUUUGUCAAGACUACUGGAGGAACGGCGUGCCUACAUAAGCCAGCUUCACUCAGUUUUUCACACUACUGAUCACAGCUCAAUAUGAUGCAAUAGUAUUCAGUGCCAUAAACUGUUCUCCAUUCUCCUUCAUUAAAUUUCUUUGUUAGCCAUUUGUCAUGUUCUAUAGUAUUCUAGAGGAGCAUUGGUGUCUUCUGUCAAGAAACUAUUGUUGGUAACUUGCAGUGUUACAACCAAACUGAUCAUAGCAUGCAACUCUUAAAGGGACACUAAAGCGAAACAAUGAAUCAGUUUAGACUAAUAAAGCAUUGUUGGAGAACCCUGCAGGCAGUCAUUUCAAAAUAGUAGUUUGAUUAUUAGAUGAGAAAAUGAAGGUCGAAGUAUCGGUAAUUGAAUUUCGCGCCGAAACGCUGCUACGUCAGUGUGACGUCGGGGAUUCCAAAGUAUGUUUUCGUAUUUGGGCCGCGUUGGCUGAGUAACGGUUGCCGAAACUUGCUAUGUUUAAUAUUUGGUUCCUUUGGAACACAAUGUAGUCCAUCCGUACCGCUAUAUAAGGAAGUAGGUCCUAGAAGAUGCCUUCAAAAUCCAUGACGUCGCAGCAACCAGGCGCGGGAACUUCAAGGAAGCAUCGCAACCCGUCUUUCGUUCUUGCACUUUUUCUUGCUUGCCAAGCUUCUUAUUGUGGUAAGAGUGGUGUUUUUAGUGUCGUAGAAAGGUAAUUUACUGAUGCACAAGAAAUCAUUUUUCUCUUUAGUGUCCCUUUAAUUUUAACUAGGCAUGUUCCAAUUGUGUACAGCUGCUUUAAAUGAAUAGUUCCUUGCUGUCAUUAUGUGUCAACCACCAAACCACACGAUUGUAAUUUUUACACAGCCUGUGUUUGUCAUGCCAUUGUACAAAUUUUUAAAAAAUGCAUAUUAUUUUUAAAAGAACAUGAGCUGUGAUAUCACCACUCCUUUCUUUACAAACACAGAAGUGCAGGGAUGAUGCUAAACCUUGCGUGUAGUUUGAUCUUCUCCAUUCUCGUAUGUUGUUGAAAUAAAUCUGUUGAUGGUACCGCAAAAAAGCUUGACUUUGCAUAAAGAUUUACAUCUUUUAAUUUUGUGUGCAGCUUUAGGACACUUUCAUUUAGAAUGUUGAGCCAUGUAUAUGACAAAUUUGCAUGUGUACCCUUCUUCGUCUAACAGUGUAAUAUGAAGGCUAAUGCAUUGCUAUUUUGUGUUUUACUCAUGCAUCAUGCACACUGUGUUAUGUCACUUAGAAGGGCCCUCCAACACUUUUAAUAUCAUUGAAUUUUAACAUCACACAAUGACAAAUGGAAAUGAAUUGUGGGAAUCAGCCCAUGUGACCAUUAUUCAACCAAAAAAUUUUGAAAUGCAAAGGGAAAGUUGCUGUCGUGUCAUAAACCAGCAGCUUCCAUUGCCUUUUUCACUCUCCCACUGAAACAAGCUGUCAUAGCCGAUACCCAAGUGCCCAACACAUACACACACACAACAUUUACAUACAAUUGUUGCUUGUUCACUGCCACCUACUUCAAGCAAAGCUUUCUUUGCCUCACUGCCAAAGUUUUGCAUUCAUCAUCAUUUCCUAGCCUGGUAUAUUUCUAGAUUUAUGUAUAGACAACUUGGCCCACUGGGUAUAUGCUGGCUGCUGUCUUGUCAAGCAAAUUUGGUUUACUGGGCAUGUGCAAUGGCACUGGUUAGUAGUAAUUGUUAGCAUUAUUUCUUUCUUUUUUUCUUGCUGCUGGAUAAGCUCCUUAGUCCAGAAGCCCUGCAACAGUAACUGCCUUCUGUGUAUGUGCCCAUUCUUGGCCAAUCAUCCAGGAUAAAUGCGCUACUGUGACACAAAGGGUAUGAAGCCCCGAGUGCAUUUAGGUAUGCGUCUUGCUUCUUUGUGCAUACACCUUUCAAUUCUUCCCUCAACAAGCAUUGUACGUGGCCUUCAUCCUAGUGACAAACAUUUAGCAGCUAGAGACGACAAGGCUGUGCUUGUGUCAUCACUACUGCUGCUACCUCGCUAACCAAGAAAAAAGCUUCACGUCAUUUAGAUUCCAACAUUGUGUUACAUAUGCGGGUUUUCUACACAUUUGUUUGGCAGCACUCGUCACACGGUCACAAUAGCCAUGUAGAUUAAGCUCAAAGGAUGUUUAAAUUCUGAAUUGCAGUGGCUGCUUUUGACAAUGGGAAAUGAGCACCAAGUGAAUGCUGAAUGCUUACAAAACAGACAGUGUCAGUGCUCUGAAAGUGUUAAAGUAUUGGCUAAAGGCAUUGCUGGAUGCUACCACAUAUGAUAGACACAUGGACAUACAAGAAUUUUAGAAGCCGUAAUUCACAAAAUGAUUAAUCAUGGUGCCAUGCUCUCAGUGAAACCAUUCAUUGCAGGUGCAGUGCUUGACGGCACUGUAUGGUGAUGCUAGUACGACUUCCUUGAUUAAAUGGGCAGGUCAUAAUAAAUACUUUGAUAUUUGUGCUGCAAUAAGUGCAGAACUCAUCUUAUACCACCAAAUACUCAACCAUCAAAAGAAAGCCAGUAACAUAGUGUUGGAGAGCACCUUAAAGACCUUUGAAAAGCAAGUAACAUCAUACUUGUUCAUGUUUUCCUCUGCUAUUCUAACCUGACUUGUUUGGCAAAAAAUGGUUAAGCUUUGCCUGCUGAUAAACUGCAUAGAGAGCAUUAAUGCUGUUCAAAAAAAAAAAAAAGUGCGAAGUACAAGCACACAGUUAUUUCAUUUUCAUAUGCUACAAUUAUUUUGUGUUUAAUGCAACCACGGUACAACCAAGAUCUGCUGUUAGCAAGCUCCUGUAUGCACACUUUGUAAUUGUUCUGUUAUUUGUGCUGUGUCUAAUGUGUGCUGGCUUACUGUGAUUAACUUGUCAAUAAAGGCCAACUGCAACGACAUUCUGCCUUAACCAAUUUGAUUAUAAACGAGUAGUACAUAUUGAAGCAGUCUUAAAAAGCACUUAGCAGAUCAUGUGUACACCUGGUGGUUAGAGGACAUAUCAUGUCAGUCCCAACAUGUCACCUUGGUGAUUUUUCUGUGAGCAGUAACAGUGGCUGAGGAUAGCAAUAGGGGCUUGUUAGUACGGCAAGCGCUGUGUAUGUCGGAUGUGCCCUCUGUUGUCCUUGUCAAGCUUGCACUCUAACAAAUUAAAGUAACAGUGGCGUUUUUCAAUUUUGGUGUCAAAAAGGUCUAUCUUUGCUAGAUUUUCAUGACUCAUCCGCAGUAUUUCGCAUGCAACAUUUUGCACAGAGGCUGCUUAUGUCUGCGCACUCUGAGACUAGGCUUUUUCACUGUCAAAGGUUUUGUUGCAGUUUGCCUUUAAGUAGACGACUUCAUUAUAAUGUGGAAGGAAAUCUGCUAGUUUGUGCAUGCUGUCUUAACCAGCUACCAUACACACAGCACAACACCCAACAUGCUUGUACUGUUUACUGCAACAUUUCCUAUUUUUUCAAUGUUGUGAAUGCCUCUUCUUUUAUGCUGUUUUACUAAAUAGUGUGAUAGUACAAAGUGGUUUGUACAAAUUCCUUUAAUAGCUCUGAUGUUGAAGUUGUAUUGAGAUUUCAUGCACUGUUUUGAACUGUUAUUGUUGCUGUUACUGAGAGAUUUAUACCUGUAAUAUAUGCUGCUCCCAUUCUUGUUGAAGCCUUCUCACUGGGAUGCACUUAAAGUUGGCGUCCAUGUGAAUGUAGCGCAAAGCUACAUGUAGCUACGUGCACUCUUAUGAAUAUAGUUUGAAGCUGUUGUGCCA
Molecule: messenger RNA, 6622 nt
Organism: Dermacentor albipictus
Lineage: Eukaryota; Metazoa; Arthropoda; Arachnida; Ixodida; Ixodidae
Source: RefSeq, a predicted model, not a curated record